Molecule: messenger RNA, 1672 nt
Organism: Meleagris gallopavo (turkey)
Lineage: Eukaryota; Metazoa; Chordata; Aves; Galliformes; Phasianidae
Product: flavin-containing monooxygenase 3-like
Molecular function (GO): NADP binding; N,N-dimethylaniline monooxygenase activity; flavin adenine dinucleotide binding
Source: RefSeq, a predicted model, not a curated record
AGGCACGAAGACGCACCAAGCGGAUGGACCAUGGCUGGUCUGGUGUCUCAGGGUGGUGCUGGGUUGUACUUUUAAGGCACACAAAUACCACACAAAGUUAUCCUGUUCUCGCAUGCUCCUCUCUGUCUAAAUAUUGAAUGAAUCCAGAGACAAAAACCUAUCUAUAGGUUUGCAGCAGCCCUCUGCUUUGAGCAACUCCCAGACAUGCUCCGGCAGCGCCUGGAGGAAUGGGAGCAGCCAAGGUUAACAGCCAUCAGUGAAGAAGUGUCUUACAUCCCUUUUUGUCUUCCUGCUCCCAGGGAUAGAGAAGUUUAAAGGCUGCUACUUACACAGCCGGGAGUACAAGGAGCCGGAAAAGUUCAGAGGGAAGAAAGUGCUGGUGGUCGGCUUGGGCAACUCUGGCUGUGACAUUGCUGUGGAGCUCAGCACCGUGGCCUCGCAGGUUUACCUGAGCUCUCGAAGGGGCUCCUGGGUGAUGAGCCGUGUCUGGAACUUCGGCUACCCCUGGGACAUGCUGCUCAUCACCCGCUUCUGGACGUGGCUGGACAACUUUCUCCCCAAGGCAGUCAGUGACUGGCUCUAUGUCAGGGGCAUGAACCAGCAGUACAAACAUGAGGACUUUGGCCUAAUGCCGGUGGAUGGAACAUCCCGCAGGGAACCAGUGCUGAAUGAUGACAUCCUGAGCCGCAUCACCUGUGGUGUGGUGCAGAUAAAGCCAAGCGUGAAGGAAUUCAGAGAAACGUCAGUCUUGUUUCAAGAUGGGACUGUGCAGGACGACCUCGAUGUGGUUAUCUUUGCCACUGGCUACUCUCACUCCUUUCCUUUCAUGGAGGAUGAAUCCAUCAUUGAAAGCAGAAACAAUGAGGUUAACCUCUACAAAUGCAUUGUUCCUCCUCAGCUGGAGAAGCCAACUAUGGCAGUCAUUGGGUUGGUCCAGUCCUUUGGACCCACCAUCCCGACAGCAGACGUCCAGUGCCGCUGGGCGAUCAAGGUGUUUCAGGGGCUCUGCAAGCUCCCCUCAGUGAGUGAGAUGCUGGAAGACAUAGAGGAGAAUAAGAGGAAUAAGAUCAAAUGGUUCAGGACAAGUGACACGCUGCAGACCGAUUACAUCACCUACAUGAAUGAGCUGACCUCAGCCAUUGGUGCGAAGCCCAACGUGCUCAAGCUCCUGCUGACAGACCCGCUACUGGCCCUGAAGGUCUUCUUUGGUCCCUGCACCCCCUACCAGUUCCGCCUGACAGGGCCGGGAAAGUGGAGUGGAGCCAGGAGAGCCAUCUUCACUCAGUGGGACCGAACGCUGAAGGCCACGAGGACACGUGAAGCCCCCCCUGCUACCACUACAGUCCCCAGCCUGCUGGUGCUGGGGAUGCUCUUCCUCCUGCUUCUCCUCCUCCUCACUGUGCUCUACUGGUAGGGGGAUGGGGAGGGCUGCAGGCUUACCGAGUGGCUUCUGUGUGUAGGAUGCUUUCUGCUGGCCACUGUCUGUGCUGCUGCCUCACUCCCUGCCUAGAUAAUUCUUCAAGAGCUCCCUUAUAUAUAAUAUACAGCUAUGGAAAUCAGUGUAACCUCGGUGCCUUGUCAAUUUGGGACCUUUCUCAGCUGUGGCGAUGACAAAGUAUGAAAGUGUCAGCUGGUGAUUUUAUCUCUAAACAUGUAUUCAAUGUGUGAUGCA